Messenger RNA from Humulus lupulus (European hop), 1385 nucleotides. RefSeq names its product GDT1-like protein 4. The record is from RefSeq and is a predicted model, not a curated record. The transcript is spliced from 9 exons. Gene Ontology annotation, biological process: manganese ion transmembrane transport; Golgi calcium ion transport; Golgi calcium ion homeostasis. Bases 280 to 1167 code for a protein of 295 amino acids. Lineage: Eukaryota; Viridiplantae; Streptophyta; Magnoliopsida; Rosales; Cannabaceae. Gene Ontology annotation, molecular function: manganese ion transmembrane transporter activity; calcium ion transmembrane transporter activity. Gene Ontology annotation, cellular component: Golgi apparatus.
UAGUAUAGUCAAAGCUUCAACGGGGUCUCGGAGCUGUAAGCCCACCCUACUCCGACCUCGACCUCGAACUCGAACUCCGGGCUUCUCUUUCUCCAUACAUCUCAACCUCUUUACACUCAAUCUUUUAGAUCUCUACGAAGAUCUCAUCCAUUUCACCUCUCCUCCGUACAAUCUCACCACUCUUAAAGGCGAUUCUCCUUUUCAUCUUCUCCAAAUCAAGAUUCGGAUCUCUCUUCCUUCUAUACGAUUUUCUUCCCAUCCAAACGGAUUCAAGAAACUAUGGGUGUUCGAUUAAGAGACCCUAGAAUGAGUUCGCUCUCUGUCUUUUUCCUUCUUCUAUUACUCAUUUUUACAACGGUCUCUGCUCAGGAGUCUGGGGCUGAUACUGAGGGGGAAAGUUAUACUGGAUCCAAAGAUCUGGGCCGUCGGAGCAAGAUUGAUCUGGGCAGCCUUGUGAAGGAUGCUGCUGGAGACAAGAAUGAUCUUGAUUCUUUAGAUUUGGGUGUCAACUUGGACUCUGGUCUUGGAAUCUUCGAUGCAUUUUUUGCAAGUUUUUCUAUGAUUUUAGUCAGCGAGAUUGGAGAUGAGACAUUUAUUAUAGCAGCACUUAUGGCAAUGCGUCACCCAAAGUCAAUUGUUUUAUCUGGGGCACUCUCUGCCUUGAUUGUUAUGACUGUACUUUCAACAGGACUGGGCAGGAUUGUUCCAAACUUGAUAUCAAGAAAGCACACAAAUAGUGCAGCUACAGUUCUUUAUGCAUUUUUUGGUUUACGGUUGCUUUACAUUGCUUGGAGAUCAGAUUCAAAAUCUUCCCAGAAAAAAGAAAUGGAAGAGGUAGAGGAGAAACUCGAAUCUGGUCAAGGGAAGACAUCCUAUCGGCGGUUCUUUUCCAGAUUUUGUACACCUAUAUUUUUGGAGUCAUUUAUCCUAACUUUUCUUGCGGAGUGGGGUGAUCGAAGCCAGAUAGCAACAAUUGCAUUGGCUACACACAAAAAUGCAAUCGGAGUAGCUAUAGGAGCAACAUUAGGACACACCAUCUGUACAUCAGUUGCCGUGGUUGGUGGGAGCAUGCUGGCGUCGAAAAUCUCCCAAGGCACAGUUGCCACCGUUGGAGGCUUGCUCUUUCUCGGCUUUUCCUUGUCCUCGUAUUUCUAUCCUCCUCUGUGAGUGAGAUGUUGUAGGCUAACCUGAUUCUUUUGUAGCAUCAAUGCUCUCCACUUCAGCAUUUUACCUUUUUUUUUUCCCUUUACUCCUGGUAAUUUUUGUUCCCCCUCCGUACAAAUCCUUCACAGAAAAACUUGGUAUUAACUGGUUAUUACCAGCCUUUUUUAUUCGUUCCUUGUAAAAUCUUAGCAAUAUAGAUACACGUUAAUAGCUUUCCUCUA